AUGCGAUCCAAGCACGGAUCCGAGGCGACGACUAACUACGGUGAAAGCAUUACUGCGCUGAGUAUCAUCACUCUCGUUACGACACCCGCAGAAAAGCUCCUCGCCGUUUUACCACAGCUGGCAGCGGCCACGAGUUGCUUUCAACGCAUUCACGAGUAUAUCACAUCUGACCCAGUCAAGGACGGUAGAUUAGGACAUAAUAAAGCCCUAAUGUUGAAUUCGGCGAUCUCUCCAGCCAACGCAGAUGAAAAAGAAUUCGCACCGCGAACUGACGAUGAAGAGCAAGGUGUUGCCAUCAAAUUGGACAAUGUCACAGUGCUACCCUCACCAAAGGCAAUACCUGUCGCCCUGAAGAAUGUGUCCUUCAAAGUAACGAGGGGUAAUCUGCUAGCAGUAACAGGUUCAGUCGGUUCAGGCAAGACAACUCUACUCAAGACAAUCCUAGGAGAACUUGGCUGUCAGUCAGGGACUGUCUGUGUGCAAUCGAAGCGCAUCUCCUUGUACAGUCAGGACCCCUGGUUGCUGAAUACAAAAAUCAAGAAGAGCAUAACUGGCCUUGCAAAUCACCAAGUGUAUGAGAAGUGGUACGAAGCCGUCAUACGUUCAUGUUGUUUAGAUCGCCAGGAUAUAGCUUUGCUAGAUGACAUUUUAUCCGCCUUGGACAUGCAGACUCGGGAGAUGAUCAUUGCACGACUCCUUUCAGAUGACGGAAUAUUUCGUCAACUGGGAACAACAGUGGUCCUGACAACCCACAACCCUCUCCUGCCUACUUCUAUGCUUUGUCCAAGAUUUUUAACCCUUGAUAUAUUUCUAGCCCAACUGCUUAAGGUGGCAGACAGCGUAAUCUCACUUAGUGCAGAUGGGCAGGUCGAGCUUCAGACAACGGGUAGGGAUGCCAUUCCAUAUGCAGCUAUACCUCAUGGAAGAGAAGAUACGGAUGCCAGAGAGGGCGGCCUCAAUGAAAAGACCUGGGAUAAGGCAGCCGACUCGUCAGACGACCCGGUGAAUGAGGUGAAAGAUGAGGACCGAGCCAGGCAAAUCGGAGAUUUAUCGGUGUACUACUACUACGCACGAAUUGUUGGUCCAUUCCUCUGUACCAUGUUCCUCCUUGCCCAUGCCUUUUUAGCUUUCGCCGAGAACUUUCCGCGAGUAUGGCUAAGCAAGUGGACUGAGGCAGGAGGCGGCCAACUUUCGCUAUACCUAUCCGUCUAUAUUACUUUGGCACUGGCCGCAUCGAUGCUCGUCUUGGGCUGUAUCUGGAUUAUCUUCCUCGAACUGAUGCCGAAGUCGGCCAUCCGUUUGCAUUGGCGCCUGCUGAACGCCGUCAUUCGAGCACCUCUGUCCUUCUUCUCCACGACCGAUAGUGGUAUGACACUCAACCGUUUCAGUCAGGAUAUGACCUUGGUAGAUCUGGCGUUGCCUAUAUCUCUAAUGUCUUUGGGGCAGUCGUUUUUCGAAUGCAUCGCCACUGUAGGCUUGAUCGCGACAGGCUCAGCAUACAUGGCACUAGCCCUACUAUCGCUCUUCAUCACAUCUUGGACUACCUUUGAAACCUCCCUCGGAGUAAUCGCCCGCGUUAAGUCCUUUGUAGAGACCACCCCGUCUGAGUUUCGGGAUGGUGAAAUUCCAGAAUCACCGGUGUCCUGGCCUGAGGAGGGAGCAAUCCACAUCCAGGGUCUCUCUCUUUCCUACCCCAAUGGUACGCCAGUGUUGCAUGACAUUUCGAUCUGCAUCGAACCAGGGGAGAGAAUUGGUAUCUGUGGCCGUACAGGCAGUGGUAAAAGCUCUCUCAUACUCUCCUUACUCCGCCUUAUAAACCCAUCCCACGGCUCAAUCACCAUUGACGGAAUCAAUAUUGAAAGUAUCUCCCCAUCAGCAAUCCGCGAAGCGCUAAUAACCGUCCCACAAGAUCCAUUCACAUUCCUGGGCACCAUGCGGUACAACGCAGACAUCAUGGGCGCUUCCAACGACGAAGAAAUCAUAUCUGCAUUGAAGCAAGUUGGCAUUUGGGAAGCCAUUGAAAGUCGAGGAGGAGAACAGCAUUUAUUCUGCUUAGCACGAGCCAUUCUCAAGAAACGAACCCGGCAAGGUGAAUGUCAGGUCUUAAAGGAUGCUUUUGAAGGCUGUACGGUUGUCAGUGUAGCUCAUAGGCUGGACACAAUCAUCAAUUUCGACAGAAUUGCCGUCCUAGACGCGGGACACCUGGUUGAAUUCGACACCCCACAGCGCCAUCUCGCGAAAGAUGGACUUUUCUGUCGGAUGGCCUCAGCAUUUAAGGAACAGGGACCAAUCCAACUUUAUUGGGGUUAUCUAUGCAAGGCCAAGCAAAGCUUGUAUGUAUCAGUUCCAGACUUCUCGGGCCAAAUAUGA
Messenger RNA from Aspergillus oryzae RIB40, 2370 nucleotides. RefSeq lists its product as uncharacterized. NCBI's taxonomy places the organism in Eukaryota, Fungi, Ascomycota, Eurotiomycetes, Eurotiales, Aspergillaceae. Gene Ontology annotation, biological process: transmembrane transport. Gene Ontology annotation, molecular function: ABC-type transporter activity; ATP binding; ATP hydrolysis activity. Gene Ontology annotation, cellular component: membrane. The record is from RefSeq and is a predicted model, not a curated record.